Molecule: messenger RNA, 1623 nt
Organism: Bipolaris maydis ATCC 48331
Lineage: Eukaryota; Fungi; Ascomycota; Dothideomycetes; Pleosporales; Pleosporaceae
Product: glycosyltransferase
Source: RefSeq, a predicted model, not a curated record
AUGACAAACCUGGCUAUUCACAAAACCUCCUGGUUGCGAUCAGUAAUCGCUAUUGUCGCAGUAGCCAUCAGCUUGUGUAUACAUUGGUCUGGAAUAUGCAGCCCGGAGCGCGCAACAUCCGACCAUCCGAUCGACACACUCAUUCGCCAGGCAGAGGCAAAACUCGACAAUAUCUUGCUGCAAGCGACUGAUAGCUUUGAGGAAGCCAUAGCAGCAUACAAAAUACGUCGCAACAAAAACCCUCCGAAAGGAUUUGACCAGUGGUUCGAGCUUGCCAAAACGUCAAGUGCGGUGAUCAUUGAAGACUUCUUCGAUCCAAUCUAUAAUGACCUGCGCGACUUCGAUGGUAUUCCCGCUACAACGAUCCGUGCCACUGCAGAAGCAGUUGCUAGAACAAAGUCUCCUAUUUUGAGAGCGCUGGUUAUCAAAAAUGGGAGCGUGACGUGUAACUGCCAAGACAUCAAUUGGCCAUGCUUCGAUAUCCGAGACAUGUUUGCCAAACUUGCACCCUAUUUACCAGAUAUGACCAUUCCAGUCAACGGCAACGCAUCACCCCGUAUUGUGAUCCCUCACGGCUUCGCAAACAAUAGGUCAGACAAUGGCCUCAGAAGGCUUGAGCCUGGGAAUGAACAUCUCUAUGUCGUGGACGACUGGCGUGCUUUCUGGCCAAAAGCAUGUCCACCAAAUUCUGGAAUAUGGUCGAAUUCUGAGUGGACCAAUCAAGGCGUGAUUACGGAUCCCGAUUCGUGGCGUAACGUGUGUGAGCAACCAUGGCUCGCAAAGAUGCAUGGAGCGUUAGUUCGACCGUUGAACAAAAUCGUUGGGCAGACUAUCCUUCCAGUAUUCUCACCAGCUCGUACUGCUGGCAUUGAGCGCGGCAUUCGGUAUCCUGACGCUAUCUAUUGGACACAAGACCAAGAUUAUCACGCUGGUACAGAGGCUGCUGCCACAUGGGCUUCCAAACAAAACAAGGCUGUCUGGAGGGGUACAAAUUCCGGAGGAGGACAUGAUGCUGGGAACUGGCACGAAUUUCAUCGUCAUCGCUUCGUUGCUUUGACUAACAGCACCUACUUGCAGUCCGUAGCGGGCAACGAGACACAAGACUGGGCGGGCUUCUUAAACCUUCCAUCAAUGGAGCAGAGACAUAUCCAAAUGGCAAAGAACUACUUUGACACUGGUUUCAGUGUUCUCACCUGCCAUGACGAUGCCUAUCGCGGAGCUAAUCUUCCUUGUUCAUACACCGAUGCUCAUUUCCGGUCCGUACCAUGGAUGUCACUGCACGACAUGUUAACAUCUUUUCGAUACGUUUUCGAUAUCGACGGAAAUAGCUUCAGCGGGCGAUUUCAUGGUCUUUUACUUUCAGAGUCUGUAGUACUCAAAGCUACCAUCUACGAGGAAUGGCAUGACUCUCGCAUCAUUCCUUGGCUUCAUUUUGUACCUCUGUCCAAUGGCUUUGGGAGGGAUAUUUGGACCGUGAUGGAAUACUUCUUGGCACACGAAGACAAAGCAGCGGCAAUAGCGCAAUCAGCGCGCUCCUGGAGUUUGAAGGUCCUCAGACGCGAAGAUAUGGAGCUUUAUCUCUUGAGACUACUUCUUGAAUGGGCCCGGCUACUGGAGAUAUGA